AUGACUGAAACCGGAGGCGCAGAUAAUUCGAAUCUUAGUCUGCGGUACACUAAUGAUAGCAUAAUGGCAGCCUUGACAACGACAACCGGCAUAAGGGAAUUUCGGCCGGGAGUAGACAGUUGGCGCAAUUGGAAGGAAUUACUGGAUUCCCAUUUUAUUGAAACUGCCUGCGAAGACGAUAAGAUUAAAUCGUCGGUGUUACUGAAGGCAGUGGGCUUAGAAGCAUAUGGUCUAUUGCGAGAUUUAUGCGAUCCAGUGUUACCAGCCACGAAGGAAUAUAGUAGCUUAUGCAGUCUAUUGGAGCGUCAUUAUUCGCAGCCAACUAUAGUCUUUCGCGAAAGGCAAACGUUUUUCGACGCUAAGAAAGCAGCGGGCGAAAAUGUAGCUGCCUGGUUUGCGCGCGUUAAGAAGCUGGCAAAAGAUUGCAAGUUUGGAGGUCAGCUAAACGCAUUUGUUCUUAACAAAUUUGUAAACGGUUUCGAGGGCAAAAUUUUUGAAAAGUUGUGCGAGGAGGAAGAGAACCUAACCUUAGAGCAAGCUUUGCGGAAAGCUAUGGUGGCAGAAACCAAAAUGCACGUGCAGCGCAACGAGAGUGAAGUAAAUUUCGUAUCGCGGCGAAACCAAAAGAGCUUCAACAAGAGCAAUGCGAACAUGGCCGCAGUACCCGAAAACCGCAACAACAAUCAAAAGAAGGCGAAGAAGAAAUGCAGCCAUUGCGGUUGGAAGUCGCACACAAGCGAGAAGUGCAAAUUUAAGAACAGCACGUGUCAUAAGUGCGGCAGCGUGGGGCAUUUGGCGAGUAUCUGCAGUAAAAGACAUGUAAAUUUAGUGGAAGUAUCAAAACUUAAUGAAGAUAACAUUUGCAUUAGAGAGACAAACAGUUUUAAAUUUGUUUCUGACCUGUCUAUUUACAGCAUUGCUAAAGGACAGGCGUCUUCUCCAUUCACACUCGCUGUAGAAGUCGACAACGUGCCGCUUAGUUUCGUGUUAGAUACUGGUGCAGCCUGCUCGCUGAUACCGAAAGUUAUUUACGACAAGUACUUUCACCAAAACGAGUUAAAAGCGUGUAGCGAAAACCUCAGCGCGUACAAUGGCAGCCAAAUCGAUGUAGCGGGUGAGUUUAUGGCAAUGGUUAAGACGCGGGAUCAGUCGCAUGUCUUGCGUCUGGUGGUCAGCAACUCGUGUGGCCCACCCAUUUUAGGGCGGGAUUUUAUGAAAAUAUGCGGCUUGGGGCUUUCGCAAAUCAAUUCCCUUUUAGAACACCAAGACAUAGUCGAGCAUAUUAAAACUAAGUAUAGUGAAGUUUUUGAAGAAGGAUUGGGCGCGUAUACUGUAAACAAGGUAAAGUUGAGUCUUGUGGAGGAAGUGAAGCCAAUUUUUUGCAAACCGCGCCCCGUUCCACAAGCUUGGCGAGAUAAAAUUGAAAAGCAAAUUACUGACUUAGUCAACAAGGGAGUCUUAGUGCAGGUCGAUAACUCGGAUUGGGGCACACCCUUGGUUCCAGUUGUCAAACCAAACGGUGAUUUGCGCAUUUGUGGCGAUUAUAAAUCGACCAUCAAUAAAUAUUUAAGCGACGUGAGGUACCCAUUGCCGCGCAUUGACGAGUUGUUUGCGUCUAUGCAAGGUCAAUUGUUUUCGAAGCUAGAUCUCUCCAACGCGUAUAACCAGCUGGUGCUGGAUGAAGCAUCGCAAAUGCUAUGCGCGUGGAGUACUCACGUUGGUAUUUUUAAGAUGACCAGAUUGCCUUUUGGCGUGAAACCAGCCGCAGCCAUAUUUCAAAAAACUAUUGAGAACAUAUUGAGAGGUAUUCCAAAUGUCGUGAACUAUUUAGACGAUAUCGUUAUUACCGGUUCCGAUUUUAGCGAUCACGUCAAAACUAUAGAAACGGUUCUAACCAAGCUACGAGCAGUUGGACUGCGUUUAAACGCAAAUCGCAAUGGUCUCACCAAAAAUAAAGAUCGGGUCAAGUCUGUGGUAGAUGCACCGGUGCCACAGAACGUAUCCGAGAACCCUGGACAACCGAGAGCUACGCCCAACACUCAGGAAACUCCGUUACAAAUGGCGCCCGAGCUGGGACUCUAA
Molecule: messenger RNA, 2082 nt
Organism: Rhagoletis zephyria (snowberry fruit fly)
Lineage: Eukaryota; Metazoa; Arthropoda; Insecta; Diptera; Tephritidae
Biological process (GO): proteolysis
Molecular function (GO): zinc ion binding; nucleic acid binding; aspartic-type endopeptidase activity
Source: RefSeq, a predicted model, not a curated record